UGAGCACAGUAACGGUGACUGCUGUUCGUGGUUCUGUGGCUUGGCUGCCGUGUGAUAUAGGYGGUGGUAAUAACGAUGGUUUGCCAAAACAACCAACAAAAGUCACGUUGACUGGAGAUGGAGAGGAAAAUACCAAGGACUUGACCAAUACGAUCGAAGACCGAGCUUACAUGGUACUGUGGUUCAAACACCAUUCGACGACRAUCCGUCACCGGAAUAGUAAAUCAAAAAAUAAGAAAAUAUGGUCCGGAGGAAAACCUCUGUAUAGUUUUGACGUGCGUGGAAGACCGUUAGCUCACGCGUUGAAAUGGUCUUCGGACGAGGAGAGCGGAGGAUUCGGUCCCAGGGCGUCGUUUGUGGUGUUCGGCGGCGGCGUUAACAGUGGACGAGGAAAAUGGUCGAAACAGCGUACUUUGCUGUUGGACGACUACAACGGCGCCCUGUACGACAACAGUAGCAAAGCAGCGCUCAAAGUCACCAACGUGACAGAACAGGACGCAGGGGCUUACAGGUGCCGAGUAGAUUUUCGUGAUUCACCUACCCGAAACUAUCGAAUAAUCCUGCGAGUCAUAGUACCACCCGAUAAAAUGACAAUCGCUUAUAACGGGGUAGGAACGGAAAUCGACGGAGGAUCGCAUCACAUCAUCGGUCCAGUACCGGAAGGCGGUCGAUUAGUAUUGGAGUGCCGAGUUCAAGGAGGUAAACCCAAGCCACGGGUGCAGUGGUACUCCGUGRACGGCAAAGUCACAUCGUCGCUCGGUACGAGAAAAAUCAUGGAUCUGAUAGAGGAAGUAUCUUACGGAAACGAAAAUGACGACGAAGAAAUAACUACCAAAAGUCUUGUGAUUCAUCAGUUGAAUCGAAACCAUGCUAAUAGUACUUAUACGUGUCUGGCAGGAAACGACGACAACACCAUGCAAUCAAAUCUCCGAAUGACAGUGCUGAUAAACAUGUACCUGAAUGUGAAAAGUGUACGUAUUGUCGGCAUACAUCCAAUAGACGAAUCAGAGAACAUAGUUAAUUAUAACGAAGACAGUAAUAAUGACGGAUUUGUACAAGCAACAAAUCUUAUAUCUGGUAAGUGGUAUACAGGCGAAUGCUGGGCUGAGGGUGCGAGUCCUAAGGCUACGAUAGAAUGGUCCAUUGAUGGAAACGGCACCUUAGCUGACGAAAUACCUUCUUCUCCAACUACAACUCGUAUGACAGUAAUUGAACAAACCGAACAUAGCAGUAGGAUACGAUUGAGGCCUACGCCGAGUGACGAUGGUCGAUAUUUACGAUGCCGAGCUUGGAAUCCUGACAUUAAUACCACGAAAGAUAAUAUUAAAAAUAAAGCUUUAUUGCUUAACGUUCAAUAUCCGCCUAUAGUUAAAUUGAGUUUGGGCCACACAUUCGAUCCGAGUAGAAUCAAAACGGGAGACGACGUGUAUUUCGAAUGYAAAGUGUUGGAUGGCAGCGGGAGCAAAGGAAAACAACGUAAUCGCAUCGAAUGGUAUCACAACGGUCACCCAAUCUUGCAAAGCGGCAGCAACAACGGUAGCGUCAGCAUCGACUCGGAAAUCAAAGUCGUUCUUUUGAGCGCCGGCACUUUGGUCAUAAGGAACGUGGGCCGCCGACAUUCCGGUCGGUAUACGUGUCAGUGUAAUAACGACCUGGGAAUGGGACGGUCGCGACCGGUCACUCUCCGCGUCCAAUACGCUCCGGUAUGCGCGGAUGACGGAAAUCAACUGCAAUUGGUGGGCGUGGAAGCCAACGAAAAAAACGUCCACAUCGUUUGCCGGGUAAGAGCCGACCCGGCYGACGAACGUGUUCAAUUCGAGUGGCUCGUGUGGCCGGGCUCGGCGUCCACGGCCACCGGUGAGCUGCACCAGCAACAAUCGCCAAGCGUGGUGGCCACCGGAAGCUACGUCACCACCGCGCUGCCCAACCAGCGGAACGACACGGCCGUCGGUGAGCUUGUACUGCCAGCCAUGACAGUAGGCGUUCCGGACGUAGUACAGUACAUAGACAGAGCGCCGCACGUCAAGAAACCCAUCGUGCUGGACACGGUCAGCUGUCGGGCAACCAACGCAGUCGGCCGUCAGCAAAAUCCUUGUUUGUAUCACAUAAUACCAGCAUCUCCCCCCGGUCCGUUGACUGGCUGCGCGAUUCGAUUGCCCAAAGAUCAAGAACGCCACUCGGAAACCGGAAGUAGGCAUCACCAUCAGCAGCAUCAUCAUCAACGACGCACUUCGGUCGUUCACGAUGGCGUGGAAGACAAAGACUUUGCAACGAUAAGUUGUACAUUGGACAACGACGGCGGAGUUAGACCGGUGACUUACUCGUUGGAGAUUUACGAGAGCAAUGAUUUGACCACAACGUUUUACGGGUAUAUGUUAAUUACGAUAGUUAACCAUCAAUAA
Messenger RNA from Diuraphis noxia (Russian wheat aphid), 2402 nucleotides. RefSeq lists its product as uncharacterized. The record is from RefSeq and is a predicted model, not a curated record. Lineage: Eukaryota; Metazoa; Arthropoda; Insecta; Hemiptera; Aphididae.